UGUAUGUCUGGGGGGAUAUAUAUAUAGAUAUAUAGAGAGAGAGAGGCAUGUGUGGUGUUCAGAGUUUCUGUGUGUGCAAAGUGUUUGUGUGGGGGUUGAAGAUUUAAUUUGAUUUGGGCUUCCAGAUUUGACUGCCCUUGCUUUGCCCUCACCUUGGUUUGUUGGCUUGUUGUUGAUAAACUACACAUUGUAUUGGCGGGACCAUGAUAAAGGAGAAUGGUAACAGUGUUCAACUUACCCAUGCUGGAAGAAUUCGACGUCGUAAGGGUUCAAAUGAGGUUCCAGCAGAUGCAGGACAAACAAAUGGAAAACAUUUGCUGGUAAAUGAUCAAAAUAAAUAUAGGUCAAUGCUAAUACGUGCUUAUUCUAGUUUUUGGAUGAUUGGCGGAUUCAUAUUUGUUGUCUACAUGGGGCAUCUCUAUAUAUGGGCCAUGGUUGUCAUUAUACAAAUUUUCAUGGCAAAAGAGCUGUUUGGUCUACUUAGAAAAGCAAAUGAAGACAAACAACUCCCUGGAUUUAGGCAUUUAAAUUGGCAUUUCUUCUUCACAGCAAUGCUAUUUGUAUAUGGCCGCAUUCUUAGUCAGAGACUUGUCAAUACUGUCACAACAGACAAGUUUCUGUAUAAAAUUGUUGGAAACCUUAUCAAAUAUCAUAUGGUGACCUGUUAUUUCUUGUAUAUAGCAGGUUUUGUGUGGUUCAUUCUAUCACUAAAGAAGAAGAUGUACAAGUAUCAGUUUGGCCAAUACGCAUGGACACAUAUGAUUCUUAUUGUGGUUUUCAUGCAAUCCUCUUUCACAGUAGCCAAUAUAUUUGAAGGGAUUUUCUGGUUCCUUCUUCCUGCAUCACUGAUCGUCAUCAAUGAUAUUGCUGCCUAUUUCUUUGGCUUCUUUUUUGGAAAAACACCAUUGAUCAAGUUAUCCCCAAAGAAGACAUGGGAGGGGUUUAUCGGAGCAUCAGUUACAACAAUUAUAUCAGCCUUCAUGCUUGCUAAUAUUAUGGGUCAAUUUCAAUGGUUAACAUGCCCCAGAAAGGACCUAUCAACUGGUUGGCUUCAAUGCGACCCUGGCUCGCUGUUUACGCCAGAGAAUUUUACCUUACCCGGAUGGCUUCCUGAAUGGUUUCUAUGGACAGAGAUGGAAAUCAUGCCUGUGCAAUGGCACGCAUUGGGUCUUGGACUUUUUGCUUCCAUAAUUGCACCAUUUGGUGGCUUCUUUGCUAGUGGUUUUAAAAGAGCUUUCAAGAUCAAGGAUUUUGGGGACAGUAUCCCUGGGCAUGGUGGAAUGACAGACAGAAUGGACUGUCAGAUGGUGAUGGCUGUUUUUGCAUACAUCUACCAUCAGUCGUUUAUUGUAGCUCAAAGUGUAUCAGUUGGGAUGAUUUUCGACCAGAUUGUAAUGAAUCUCUCUUACGAGGAGCAACGUGCACUGUACACAAACCUUGGACAAAUCAUCCAGGAUAGGCAAUUUGGUGAAUCUUGAAGAUUACAUAUACAACUAUUAUACAGGUUGUUCACCUAAUGUCAAUUGUAUAAUGAUGAAUUGAAUUUUAUCAUGUUUGGUUUAGAGAGAGUUGCUUAGCGGUUGUAUAGUGGUUUCAUUAAGAUAGGAGUAAAAUUUCUCAAUUGUUGCUCUUGUUCCUCGACCCGUCUCUCUAUAAGUUGUAGAUGGCAUAAAACACGAAUGUAGUGAUCAUUUCGCAUGAUCAGUUGGAUUGUAGAAGCAUGAUAUGUAUUGGAGAUAUGGUGAGCUUUGUUUUUGGCCAAA
This is a messenger RNA of Erigeron canadensis, 1763 nucleotides long. RefSeq names its product phosphatidate cytidylyltransferase 1-like. The transcript has 12 exons. Gene Ontology annotation, cellular component: endoplasmic reticulum membrane. Bases 204 to 1478 code for a protein of 424 amino acids. The record is from RefSeq and is a predicted model, not a curated record. Lineage: Eukaryota; Viridiplantae; Streptophyta; Magnoliopsida; Asterales; Asteraceae. Gene Ontology annotation, molecular function: phosphatidate cytidylyltransferase activity.